AUGAAAAAUGUUUUGGAAGAGAAUUCAACUCAAAUUAGCGAGUUAGAAGCUGAAUUAAGGACAAGGCAGAGACUUACUAAAGUUUAUAAGGAUUCGAUGGAAAAGGCUGAUUUGGAACUUUCUGAGGCUAGAGACAAUGAAUUUAGACUUGAUGAGUUGGUAAAGGAGAAGGAAGAAGCUUUGUUGGCAAUGUCAUCAGAAUUGCAAGAAGCCAAGGAAGUUCAUGAAAAGAUUUUGAAAGAAAAAGAUGAUGAAUUGAAACGUCUUUCAGAAGAAGUUACAAAAUCUACAGAAUUGUUGAAUGCUGGAUUUAGACUUAAUCGUCCAGAUGAGGACAUUGCUAGAAUCUCCCCAGCAGCCGCUGCAGCCAGUAGUCUUUUAAAAAGUGGCAUGUCUUUGACUGGAAUUUAUGCUGAACAUUGUCGUGUUGUUAGCGAAUUGGAAAAGAAAAAUGCUGAAUUUUCUAGUCUUGAGAAAUAUGUGACAGAACUCAUUCAGGAUUUGGAUUCGCGAGCACCAAAGUUCCUUGAACAACGCAAGGCAUAUGACCAAUUAUCUGAACGUAAUGAAUGUUUACAGUUGCAAAAGGAUUUAUUGAGCAGCGAAUGUCAAAAACUUCAAUCUAAAUCUGACUCUUUGACUCGUGAGCUUACUUUCACAAAGCGUGAAUUGGAGCGUUAUCAACGAGAACACAACAUUCAACAAAAACAGAUUCAACGCUUCCUUUAUCUUUUUGAGAAAGGUUCUCUUUCAUACAACGACUCUUUAUUAAAUGAGAGCAUUGCUGAUGACGAUUAUCUUUUUGCUAACAUUAGCGAACUUCAAUCAAAAAAUAUUCAAUUGGCUGAAGAAGUUGAACGUCUUCGUGGAGAGCAGGAUAAGGCAAUUGAAAAUUAUCACAAUACUGAAAUUGAAUUAUUAAAACAAUCACGUAAUCAAUUGCAAGAAGAACUGAGCCGUCUUAAAGAGAAUUUUAGCAAGCAAAGCACGUUGGUCCAAGAAUUGACUAUGCAAAGAGAUCAAUAUAAAAAAUUGUAUGAUCAACUCAAUAAUGCAAAUAGUAAUGGAAUGAGUUCGAAUGAAUCGACAGCUUCGGAAUCUACACAGCCCAAUUUAAUCCAGCAACCGACGAUUAAGAGCCUUCAAAUGGAAAUUAUGAUGUGGAAAACAAAAUCUGAAAGAUUUCAAGAAACUAAUAUAUUUUUGAAUGAAGAUCGGCAAUCUCAUGAAAAAAUUCUCAAUGACCGUCUUGACCAACAACUUGAACAAAUUUUUACUAUGCGUACAACAAUUGGGAAAUUGGAAAGCGAUCUUGAAUUUCAAAACAAAAAUCAACAAUUGUUGGCAAAACAAAUCGAUUCUUAUUCUCAUGACUUGAAUCGUUUAAAUAAACAACUGUCCGAAUCCAAACGUCAAGUUGAAUCAUUAGAAAUUCGAAAUGAUUCUCUUACAAAUCAAUUGCUUGAAAAGCAGCAACGUCUUUCAACACUUGAAGUACAAAAUCAUUCUUUGUCUGAGGAACGUGCCGUACUUACAAGUCGUGAUCAGCGUUUGCAAGCGGAGUUGGAAAUUUUGAGACAAAACCGUUAUAGUACAGAGCGUGUUUCAACUUCAAUUCAAGAAAUGGAAUUAUUGCUUAAACGAAUGGAAGCAGAAAAAUCACAUUCUAUGGAUAGCCAACUUCAAUCAGCUCUUUUGGAGCGUGAUAACCUUCGUCAACUUAUUGACAGCUUGAACGAACAAAACAAUCAACUUGUUAAUGGCCUUAAGAACAGUUUGAAUGUUGCUUCUAGUGAGCGUGACAAAGCUCAGGCCGAUGCAAAAUCAAUUCAAACUCGUUUGGACGCAAUUGAACGAAUUUAUGAACAGUUGAAGCAAGAACAUGAAACUUUGAAAAAUGAAAUGGAACAGAUUCAGUCAACAGACACAAACCUCGAAGCCUGCAAGAAGGAAAUUCAGAAAAUGAAAAAUACAAUUGCUUACCAAGAAAAGCAGAUUGCCGAAUUUGAAAAUAAAUGUGAAGAAUUGAAUGGGGCAAUUGAAAGGAAGGAUAAGCAACUUGAAGAAAUGUGCCGUUUGGGAACAAAUAUGGAGGGAACAAUUCAGUUUGGUAAUGUGGAGAGACAACGUAUGCAAGCAAUUCGUGAACAGCUUGAGGAGGAAAUGAACAAAAAUAAAUUGUUAAUCGAAGACUUGAGAAACGCUGUUUCAAUAAAGGAAAUGGAAUUACUCGACCAAACGAAAAAUUUAACUGAAACCAACAACAAACUUGACGAAUUAAAUGCAAAGACUGAACAAUGGAUAGUGGAGAAGGACAAAGAAACACACGAAUAUAAGCGUGUUAUUGAUCAACUUCGCCUUGAGAACGAAAAACUUCAAAGCGAUUUUGAAAGGGUCAAUUCCAAUUGUACUGACUUUUCUGAAAAUAAUUUGAGAUUGACUACUGAUUUGGCUAAGGAAAUUUCGAAGAGCGAAAAUUUGACUCAACAAAUUGCCACUUUAGAGAAGGAAUGUCAAGAUAAGUGUGAAAAAUUCCAAAAAUCGAUUGAUAUUUUCGAGCAAGAGAAGCUUCGUCUUCAAGAUGAAAUUAACACUUAUAUGACAAGAGACAAGGAACACUUGGAAAAGCAGGCAUCUCUUUAUGAUGAAAUCCAAGAGCUUCUAAAGAGAAUUGAGUUUAUGGAACGUUUGCAGCACACUAUUGCUUCCCCAUCUCCAAAUACCAGCUUGAACGUUUCUGCAACAAUGUCGACAUUCUCACCAAUCUCACGUCUUUCAACUACCGGAAUCGAAACUUCUACUCAACAACAUACCGAGCGAAUAAAUGCAAUUAUAGGUUAUAUGCGAACAGAUAAGCAAAAAGAGACAGAAUUGCGAAUGUCUGCUGAAUUAGAAUUGCAACGACUCCGUGCCAAAUCUACCGUUGAUCAACAAAAGAUUUUACAAUUGGAAUCAGAAAUUGCUAAAUUGACCAACGAAGUUGAAAUUAACGCGAAAAUUGCUGUUGAAAAAGAAGAAUUGUUAACUCAAUUAAAUUCUUUGAGAGAAGUCCAAAAUCGUUAUCAACAAAUUAAAAAAUCGUUUGACGAAUUAAAUGAACGUUUUACUUCAACAAAUGUGCUGGCACAAGGGUUGGAAGUUGAGCAAGCAAAAUUGCUAGCUGAAAAAACUGAAUUAAAUUCAAAAUUGGAAAAUAUUACAAAAUUGUCGAAUGGUAGAGCACAGCAAAUUAAAUUGUUAAAAGAACGUUAUGAUAGGGCAAUGGCUAUGGCUAGCAAAUAUUCGCCUGAAAUUGUUAAUUCGCUUCAGGGUGAUAACGAAAAAUUAAAAUUGGAUAUAACUCAAAAAGAGAAUGAUAUUGGAAUUUUGAGGAAAGAGUGUGAUCGGUUAACUGAAGAACUUAAGAAGAUUAAGGAUGAACAUAACACACUUACGGCAGAAUAUACCAAAGCUACUGCAACGCAUAAAGCAGCACAUGAAAGUCAUCUUAUGGUCAAACAGGUUGCUAGAAAAAUUCGUGAAGAAAAAAUUAAGCUUUCCGAAGAAAAUGUUAAACUUCAGGAAGAACUUAUAGCUGUUCAAGACCAAUUGGUAAAGACUCGAGAUUCUGUUGCUGCUGCCGCUGCAGGCUCUUCAAAUGCCGAAGCUGUUUCAGCUAUACAAGCGGAGAGGAAGGAAUAUCAGACAAAAAUUGAGGAAUUGACUAAAAAAAUUGAGGCUUCAACUCAACAAAUUAAAGAAUUAGAAGCUCAAAGAGACGAAUUAUUAAUAAAAAUCGAAAAUCAACAAAGGGAUAUUGAAGACGCAGCAGAAAAGGUUAUGCGAAUUGAAAUGGUUGAAAAAGCUUAUAAAAACAGUCAGGAGAAGAUUCGUCAAUUGGGAAGUGAAAUUAAACAAUUGAAGGAAGAAAAUGAGCAAUUGAGUAAAUUUGAGGCAAGUGAAAUUGGUGAAGGAAUAAUUGACAUUGACGACAUUCCUGUUGCAGCAGCUACUGAAGCAGCAGCAACUUCUUCAACAGAUAAUAACAAACCUGCUCCUGUUGAACAACAACAACAACAAGUUGAACAACAAUUAUUAGAGAAGACACAAGAUUUUGUUGCUGCAGAAUUUCCUAUUCAAACAGGAACUGAUGGUUUGAAUGAACUUAGUUCUGGAGAGAAUAUUCCAGUUUCGUAUGAUGGAAAUAAGCAAGAAGAAGAAGCUGGAUUUUAUGAAGAAAAAGGAGAGGGAGAAGAAGGAGAGGUAGUAGGUGAUUGUGAUGAUGUUGAUGAAAUUGUUGAGGAUGAGGAACAAGAAAUUUUUGAUGAGGAAGGAGGGGAAAUUGGUGAUGAUGAAUUUGAAGUUGGAGAUGAAGAAGUGGAAGAUGAGGAAGUUGAUGUUGAAGAAGUUGGGGAGGAUAAUAUGGGACAUAAUUUCGAAAUUGAGGGACCUCCUCGUAAACAACGAAAAAUGUUUGAGGAAGAACAGCCUGAGGAACAACAAGAAAGCGAGACAAUGAAAAGUUUUGGUGAAAAUGAAGGAGAAAUGAAAGUGGAUGAAGAAGAAGAUGGAGGAAUGAAAGAAGAAGAAGAGGAUGACGACGAUGAUAUUCAACUUCUUUAA
This is a messenger RNA of Meloidogyne enterolobii, 4602 nucleotides long. The record is from the annotation of a GenBank genome assembly. NCBI's taxonomy places the organism in Eukaryota, Metazoa, Nematoda, Chromadorea, Rhabditida, Meloidogynidae.